Molecule: messenger RNA, 999 nt
Organism: Bactrocera dorsalis (oriental fruit fly)
Lineage: Eukaryota; Metazoa; Arthropoda; Insecta; Diptera; Tephritidae
Exons: 1
Coding region: 124-732 (202 amino acids)
Source: RefSeq, a predicted model, not a curated record
AAUCAUAACAUUCAGUUUGUUUUUUCAGUCUUCAAAGACGUGCGCACUUUAUUAUAUUUUUUAAACAAUUUUGUUUUUAAAUAUUUUGAUAAAAGAAACUAUUAUUAAAAUAAAAAAAAAGAAAUGUCACUACAUUUCCCAACUCGUAGCAAUACGUCGGUAAACCAAAAAGGUAGUGAUGAUGGCCCGAAACAAAGUGCAAUGCGAUCGUCGCUGAAGAGGAAGUCUGUCAGUUCGAUAUCCUCGAACGGUUUACUCGAUGGAGGUUCUGAUUCUUCCGAUACAUCACAACAGCGACGAGCUCAUUUCGACCAAAAGAACAUCGAUCUGACAUAUAAACCUGUAAAUAAGGACUAUGGAUAUAUACAGAUCAAACAAGCGGCCACACCAUUUCCACGGCGAUCAACUAUACGUUCGAGCGUUGCGGAGAAGAGAAAAAGCAAAGAAUUUGAUGAAGAAACGAAAAAACUUAUCGACCCAAUUUUGCCCCGUGAUUUCAGCAUAAUAGAAUUGCGAACCGGCGAUGAAGCUGCUGACUUUGUAACUAAACGUCAGUUAUUCUGUAAAGGUGAAUUUACCAUAACACGACAACGUAGAUCAAUGCAGGUUCAUCCGCCACUUAGAAAUAUCGAUGAGGCAGCAAGCGCUCGUAAAAGCUCCUCGAACAUCAAUUUAACUAAGUUUUUCCGCAAGCAUUAUCACCAACGGGAGAGUCCAAUUUUUGAUGAAUGAUGUUUUCCGCCUUGGCAACAACAACAUUAUGUACAUAUAGUAUGUACAUAAGUAGAACAUAUGCAUAUUGGUCUAAUAUGCCUAUCAAAUAUUUAAAUUCAACGUGAACCAUCCACGUGCAUAUCAAUUUUCCAAAUGUUAUCGCCUAAGUUUACAUAUGAGAAUGAGCAAUGUACCAGGCCUUUACACUUUACUCAACUACUGCACUUUGGCUUACUGAAAUAUAUAAGUGUGCUUAUCUCUUAUUUGCCUGAAUGACUUGUAUUG